UACUUAUUUAUUUUGUCCUAACACGAUUCCUUUUUGGAUCUAUCCCCAUCCUCUCUCGAUCCAAUGGACCUACCACAACAGCUCAAGGCCGUAACUCUCACACACGUCCGUUACCGCCGCGGCGAUCACCUCGGCCAUUUCCUCGCCUGGAUCUCCCUCGUCCCCGUCUUCAUCAGCCUCGGCGGAUUCGUCUCCCAUUUCCUCUUCCGCCGCGAGCUCCAGGGGAUCUUCUUCGGCGUAGGCCUCGUGAUCUCCCAGCUCAUCAACGAGCUCAUCAAGACCUCCGUCGAGCAGGCUCGCCCCGAGACCUGCGCGCUGCUCGAAGCCUGCGAUUCGCACGGGUGGCCGUCGAGCCACUCGCAGUUCGUUUUCUUCUUCGCGACCUACUUCAGCCUGAUGGCGUGCAAAGGGAUCGGGUUCUGGUUCGGGCUGAGGAGCAGGUGGAUCCUGAAUCUGCUGCAUUGGUGUCUCGCGGUUGUGACUAUGUAUUCUAGGGUUUACUUGGGGUACCACACGGUGGCGCAGGUUUUCGCGGGGGCCGCGUUGGGGGGGAUCGUUGGCGGGAGUUGGUUCUGGGUGGUUAAUAGUGUGUUGUUUCGUUAUUUUCCGGUGAUUGAGGAGAGUGCGUUGGGGAGGAUGCUGUGUGUGAAGGAUACUUCUCAUAUUCCUGAUGUGUUGAAGUUUGAGUAUGACAAUGCUAGAGCUGCUAGAAACAACGCUAAAUCCGAUUGAUUUGGUCGUAAAUUCACUGUUAUAACGCUCAAAUGAACAUGAAACUCACAAGAGCCUUCUUCACACUUAUUAUUUAUUAAAGUCAUUGUUACAUCCCUUUUUUUACUAUUGACAUAUCUGUAUUGAAAGAUACAUUGCUUCUUUAGAUUAAAGAGAAAAGUUAUUGGUC
This is a messenger RNA of Raphanus sativus (radish), 901 nucleotides long. Its product is annotated as lipid phosphate phosphatase gamma. The record is from RefSeq and is a predicted model, not a curated record. The transcript is spliced from 2 exons. Bases 64 to 732 code for a protein of 222 amino acids. Gene Ontology annotation, biological process: protein N-linked glycosylation; lipid biosynthetic process. Gene Ontology annotation, cellular component: endoplasmic reticulum membrane; intracellular membrane-bounded organelle. Lineage: Eukaryota; Viridiplantae; Streptophyta; Magnoliopsida; Brassicales; Brassicaceae. Gene Ontology annotation, molecular function: dolichyldiphosphatase activity.